Messenger RNA from Suncus etruscus (white-toothed pygmy shrew), 613 nucleotides. It is a transcript of the gene IL19, whose product is annotated as interleukin 19. The transcript has 5 exons. The record is from RefSeq and is a predicted model, not a curated record. Lineage: Eukaryota; Metazoa; Chordata; Mammalia; Eulipotyphla; Soricidae. Bases 1 to 564 code for a protein of 187 amino acids.
AUGAAAAAACAGUGUGCUUCCUUCUGGCUUCUGGGUGCAGUUGCAUUACCCUUCCUGUGUUUAGUGCAUGCCCGAAGUCUUAUGAGAUGUCUAGUUUCCAUGGAUGUGCAUCAUAUAGAAGAGAGCUUUCAAGAAAUCAAAAAGGCUAUUCAAGCUAAGGAUACUUUCCAGAAUAUUACCAUCUUGGCCACAUCAGAAACUUUGAAGAAUAUUCAGCCCUCAGAUGUGUGCUGCAUGACCAAGAACCUCCUGGCAUUUUAUGUGGACAGAGUAUUCAAGGAUCACCAGGAGUUAAAUCCCCACAUACUGAGAAAAAUCAGCAGCAUUGCAAACUCUUUCCUCUACUUGCACAAGACUCUACUACAGUGUGUGUUGCCUUUUUCAUACCAGGAGCAGAGGCGGUGUCACUGUAGACCAGAAAUCAUCAAUGCAACCAGAACCAUUCACAACAACUACAGUGAGUUGGAGGUCCCAUCAGCUGCUAUUAAAUCUCUGGGAGAACUUGAUGUCCUUCUAGCCUGGAUUCACAAGAACCAUCAAGAAACAUCUACUGUUGAGCAAUAAGAGUCUUAAUUGCCUUGGGAUGAAGAGUCCCUGAAAGAUUUUCAGUGGU